AUGAGUUUAGAUCCAAACAAUCACCAGAAUGCUGUUUCUGCAGCUGCCAAUGCUCUUCAAGCAGUAGGUAUUGCUCAAACCAAUAAUCCACACCAUCAACAACAACAACAACAAGCUGCUCAGCAAUACGCUCAACAAUUGCAACAUAAUCAAUACUAUCAACAAGUCCAAGCUCAGCAACAAGCUCAACGUGCUUCCCAGCAAGCUGUUUCUCAACAUCAACAACUGUUAAAUGCUGCUAAUCAAUUGCAACAAGCUCAGGCUCAACAGGCUCAACAUCAACAACAAUAUCAGUCUGCGCAACAACAGUUGGCACAACAUCUCCCACAAGCUACAUCAAAUUCAAAUCAAAAUCAAAAUAAUCAAGGUUUAAUUGUUCCAACUCAAGGUCAAGGUUUCCAACCAACUCAACCUCAAUCUGAAUUUGGUUCAAGACAUGAUUUAAUUUCAUAUAUUCAUUCUUAUGCUAGAGAAAAUGGUUUUGGUAUUGUUAUUUCUCAUUCAAAUGAAAAAGCCAUUUAUUUUACUUGUGAAUUAGGUGGUUCUUAUAGAAAUAAAAGAAAUAUUAAUGAUAAAGAAAGAAAGAGAAAAUUAACUACAAGAAAAAUUAAUUGUCCAUUUACAAUGGUGGCAAAUUGUAAAAAAAAUGAUAAUGAUGAAGUUGUUAAAUGGGUCUUGAGAAUUACAAAUGCUGAUCAUAAUCAUGAUAAAAUGAAUUUAAAUGAAAGUUUCCCAAUGUUAAGAAGAAGAAAUCCUGAAAUUAAUCGUCAAAUUAGAGAAUUAUAUAUGAAAGGUAAUAAACCUUUAGUUAUUGAAAAAUUAUUAAAAUCUCAUUUUAAAGAUAUUUUAAUUAAUAGAGAAGAUAUUUAUAAUGAAACAAGAAAAAUGAAGAGAGAAGAAAGAUUGAAAAAUUCUCAAGGUUUACCACUUCAACAACCUCAAAUUCAACAACAUCAACAACAAGUUCAACAACAAGCUCAACAAUUACAAAAUCAAAUCGUUCAAGAUCAAUCACAACAAGUUCAACAACAAACUGCUCAACAAUUAAAAGAUGAAGCUAAUUCAUUCGAACAAAAUAUUCCAAGUUUAUUACAAGGUCAAGGUUUACCAUUAGGUUUAACAAAUCAAUAUUUACCAAAUUUACAACAACAAACUCAACCUAAUCCAAAUCAACAAAAUAAUCAAUAUCAAUAUAAUUUACAUCAACAAGCUGCUGCUGCUAUUAAUGCUCAAAAUGUGGGUCAAGCUUUAGCUCAACAACCAAAAGAUGAUAAUUUAAGUAAUAUUGAUAUUAGUUUAGUUAAACAACAAGGUUUAUAA
This is a messenger RNA of Hansenula ciferrii, 1320 nucleotides long. RefSeq lists its product as uncharacterized. Gene Ontology annotation, cellular component: mitochondrion. Lineage: Eukaryota; Fungi; Ascomycota; Saccharomycetes; Phaffomycetales; Wickerhamomycetaceae. The transcript has a single exon. Gene Ontology annotation, molecular function: DNA-binding transcription factor activity, RNA polymerase II-specific; methylmalonate-semialdehyde dehydrogenase (acylating, NAD+) activity; malonate-semialdehyde dehydrogenase (acetylating, [NAD(P)+]) activity. Gene Ontology annotation, biological process: thymine catabolic process; L-valine catabolic process. Bases 1 to 1320 code for a protein of 439 amino acids. The record is from RefSeq and is a predicted model, not a curated record.